This is a messenger RNA of Maudiozyma barnettii, 591 nucleotides long. It is a transcript of the gene NAT3, whose product is annotated as peptide alpha-N-acetyltransferase complex B subunit NAT3. The record is from RefSeq and is a predicted model, not a curated record. Gene Ontology annotation, biological process: N-terminal peptidyl-methionine acetylation. Bases 1 to 591 code for a protein of 196 amino acids. The transcript has a single exon. Gene Ontology annotation, cellular component: NatB complex. Lineage: Eukaryota; Fungi; Ascomycota; Saccharomycetes; Saccharomycetales; Saccharomycetaceae. Gene Ontology annotation, molecular function: protein-N-terminal amino-acid acetyltransferase activity.
AUGACGACUAUACAACCCUUUGAAGCUACUGAUUUAUUUAAGUUAAAUAAUGUCAAUUUAGAUACUUUGACAGAAAACUUCCCGAUGGAAUUCUACUUUGAAUAUUUGAUACUAUGGCCUGGUCUAUUUUUCAAGAGUGUGGAGGAGACAGUGAAUAUUAAGAAGAAUAACCAUAAUAUAUCUGGCUAUAUGAUGGGGAAGACAGAAGGUAAGGGACAAGAUUGGCAUACACAUAUUACUGCAGUGACUGUAUGUCCUGAAUUUAGAAGAAUUGCACUUGCAUCAAAGUUGUGUAAUUCAUUGGAAGCAAUUACAGAUUCUUCACCUCAUAAUGUUAAUUUUAUUGAUCUAUUUGUAAAAUGUAACAACACAUUAGCCAUAAAAUUAUAUGAUCAAUUGGGAUACGAUGUAUUUAGAAGGGUAGUUGGUUAUUACAAUAGUCCAUCAGAUGGGUAUCCUGAGACAUUGAAGAAAAUAAAUGACGAUAAAGAUGCAUUUGAUAUGCGUAAAGGUAUGGCAAGAGAUAAUGGGAAAAGUGUAAGAACAGACGGUAGGAAACAUAAAUGCUAUCCUCAUGAUGUAAAAUUUUAA